Messenger RNA from Boleophthalmus pectinirostris (great blue-spotted mudskipper), 1228 nucleotides. Its product is annotated as immunoglobulin superfamily containing leucine-rich repeat protein 2-like. The transcript has 2 exons. Lineage: Eukaryota; Metazoa; Chordata; Actinopteri; Gobiiformes; Gobiidae. The record is from RefSeq and is a predicted model, not a curated record. Gene Ontology annotation, molecular function: protein binding. Bases 40 to 819 code for a protein of 259 amino acids.
UCUGCAGACCAGCUCCAGCUCGCCGUCCCAAAACUAAACAUGGAGAAAAUGCCCGCGCGCUUUGUGCGCUCGCUCGCGGUGUGCGCGCUGCUGGUCGCAGUGACGCAGUGCUGCCCUCAGCCCUGCACGUGCGUGCAUAAAGCGGCGCAAAACCUGGCAAACUGCGCGUACAAAGAGCUUCUGCAGGUGCCCGCGGAUCUGCCCCCCAGCAUCACCACCCUGAGCCUCUCCGCCAACAAAAUCAGUCUGCUCAAAAGUAAGAGCUUCGUGAACGUGACGCAGGUCAACUCCCUGUGGCUCGCCCAUAAUGAGAUAGUGACCAUCGAGAGGGACACGCUGGCCCCUCUGGUCCAGCUCAGAAACCUGGACAUCAGCUACAACAAAAUCAUCAACUUUCCCUGGGAGGACCUGCAGAACCUGACGGCGCUGCAGCUGCUCAAGAUGAACAAUAAUGAGAUGGUGAGUCUCCCCAAAGACGCCUUCUCCACUCUGGCCGACCUCAGGUCCCUGCGCAUCAACAACAACAAGUUCACCACCAUCGUCCAGGGCACCUUCAGCACGCUGUCCUCCCUGUCCCACCUGCAGAUCUUCAACAACCCUUUCUCCUGCUCCUGCGCCCUGGAGUGGCUCAGGGACUGGAUCACCACCACAAAGAUCUCAGUGCCGGAGCCUAAUAAUAUCGUGUGUGAGAGUCCCGCACACCUGAAGGGCACUAUGGUCACGAACAUGCCUCAACUCAGCUGCAAAGCCCCCAUCAUCACCAUCACGUACCAGCCCGACCUGGAGAGCACCGAGCUCAGUGAGGAGGGGCCUGUGUGAAAAGGCUCCUGGGGACCUGAGCUGUGGUUCUCUGGAGAAGAGCAGGAGGUUGAGGCGUGGUCCGUCAAACACUUUUCUCCAUGGAGAUGUUAUUGCUUUGUCUGGAAUGUUUCACAGUGUGGCUUUAAACCUUUGUAUCUUCAUGGAGACCAGACCAGAGUUACAGGUCAGAUCUGUGGAGAGGCGACCCCGCUCACAUCAAAAUGUUUGUUUUUCAAGGUAUUUUUGAGCCAUAAAACCACCUGUAAUUGAAUAAAUGUCAAGUAGAGCUGUUUAAUGUCACACUGUGGAACAUUCCAGCAGUGACAUCUCCAUAGAAACAAGCAGGUGACAGACCCUCCACCAGAAAACCUACACAAUACAAAGUAUAAGUCAAAGUAUUAAAGUACUUGUUUAAAAAUGUACUUGA